Molecule: messenger RNA, 14601 nt
Organism: Haliotis rufescens (red abalone)
Lineage: Eukaryota; Metazoa; Mollusca; Gastropoda; Lepetellida; Haliotidae
Exons: 8
Coding region: 103-4920 (1605 amino acids)
Biological process (GO): regulation of DNA-templated transcription
Source: RefSeq, a predicted model, not a curated record
GUCAGUGAUAAGGCAACAUGGCGGCCAUCAGUACCACAGGUGUUGUUUGACUAGACAAGUGAUACGGCUUAUUCCAUGUGAUACUCUCCUGCCCGUGUCAUAAUGAGUGACCGAGCCGACAGGAGGCGACGAAGCAACAUACGCCAAUAUUCGGCGGAGGACCAAGCUCUCAAUCAGAUAUCGAAAGAGGCUGAGACCAGAUUGCAGGCAAAACGUGCAGCCAGAGCAGAGGCCCGGGAAAUAAGACUGAAGGAAAUUGAGAAACAGCAGAAAGAGGCUGACGAGAAACAUGACCGAGUCCAUGAACUUAUCACCGACCAUGGAAAGAGUCGACUGUCCGGUUCGCGACGCAACAGUAAUGACUCAAAUGACAGUGUGGAGUCCAACAGAGAGCGGGACCGGGAUCUCAAGGCAGAGUUGCGGGAGCUCGAAGAGAAAUAUCGCCAGGCGAUGAUGACAAGUGCCACACUGGACAAUGAGAAACAGACACUGAUAUAUCAAUUAGAGCUUCUCAAAGACCAGAUCGAGGAGAUUGAGGAGUCAUACAUAGAACUGCAGCGAGAACACAAGGACCGGUGUCGAGACUUAGAAAUGAAGAAGAGGUCAUGUACAGAACUAGAAUCAGAAGUUAAGGUGUUACGAGAACAUAUGGUGCUAAAAGACAAAUUGAUUGAGGAGAGUGGUUUUGUGAUCAUGUCCACAGAGAGCGGAGAGUACAAGCUGGAGAAGAACUCAUCCAUGUCCAAUGGUCCAGUGCCAACAGGGGGAUCCGUGCUGCUGUCAUCAGAAUCCAUAGAAAUAUUGAAAGAAGCAGGAGAUGGGUCAUUAGGUACUGCCAAUCAGCAUCAUCUUAGAAGUAGUCCUGUGCAUGAAACUAAACCAUGUAGUGACGGGCGGGGAGGCAGCACAGAAUCAGGGACACCCGAAGGUCAGGGCUCAGACAUACCUUUGGGUAAAAAUGAAGCAGAUGGGGAAAGGGUGGGGGAUAAAUGUGAGCAAGAUCUUCAGGAUGGUUCUGAUUCUGUGUUGGUCCCCAACAAAGGGCUUUGUAAUGAAAAUGGGUCUGAGAGUGGACCAUCUGCUUUAGGUGAUGUUGCAGAUGGUUCUGGCACAGACAUAGAUGGUGGUGAGGGUGGAGUGGUUGCAAGUGUUCUUAAAGAACCCGAGACAGAAUUGGGUGGAGAUGAAUCUGAGUUAAAUGAAGAGGUUGUAGAAGGGACUAAGCAGAAUAAUGAAGAUGGUGAUAAGGGUGUUGAAGUCUUGGGUAGUGAGGGCAGUAAAAGUCUGACUGAACCUCAGGCAAUAUCUCAGUUGGGUGGAGAUGAAUCUGAACUAGGUGGAGAAGAAUCUCAUGAGUUGGAGUCAAAUGAUCAGGAUAAAGAAGGAACUGAGCAGAAUAGUAAAGAUGGUGAUAAGGCUGUUGGUGUCUUGAGUAUUGAGGAGAGUCUUUCAGAAACAAGGUCAGCAGUUCCUGUUCUAGAUCUAGAACUGCAGAGUUCACCUGAUGGGCUGCCUAGAGAUGAUUCUGGCAUAUUCUCCCCUGAUGAUGUUGUAAAUCCCCACGCAGUAUUCUCUGGUCAAGUCAAAAUUAUUGAGCCUGACACUGAUGAAGAGGGGGAUGAGUUCUUUGAUGCAAUCAGUACUCCCUCACCCUUUGCUGUCAAUAAGGACAAGACCAAUUAUGAGUUCUUAGGAGGGAAGGUGGAUCUGCAGCAGAGUGGCAGUAAGGAAGCUGAAGGUCCUGUUGAGCCUGAAGAAUCAGCUUGUGAUACUGAAAGGGUAGGUGAAGAUGAUGAAUUUGAGGAUAGAGUUUGUCACAGUGGGGAUGAACUUGAUGAUAAAGAAUCUAUGGAAGGAGAUGUGGACAGUCUGAGAAAUGUUGAGGAUGGAGUCGCUCAAGACAAGAUAGAAGAUUCUUCAGAGAAGGAGAUAGAAGUGGAUAAUCUUGAGGUGGAGAAAUGUGUUGCCUUAGAAGAGGGUCAAGGUCUAGUUGAGCUGCAUGGAGUUCAAGGGGGAGUUGACAACAGUAACAAUGUUGAAUCUGAAGAAAAUGUUGAAGAAAAAGAUCUGAUAGAGGUAGAAGAUUUUGAACAGGUAGUGAGUGGUGUUACCCAGAACAAGGAUGGAGAGAAAGAGGAUCUGGUAAGUGUUGAGGGUGGAGCUGCAAAAGGAAUUGAUGAAGGCCUACCAGCUAUGGAAGAGGAUCAAGGGAAGGCAGAUGGUUGUGUACCCCCUGAAACAGAUAAAAAGGAAGAAAAGGAUCUGGGUAAAGUUGAGGAGGGAGUUGACAAGAAUGAAGGAAAGGCUGAAGGACAGGGUGAUGUAGAGCUAGAUCAAGAGAAGGAAGACUGUUGUGCUGAGGGUGGAGAUGCAAAGGAAAAGGUUGAAGAAUUUGCCAUCAAGGCUGAUGUUGAUGUAAAAAAUGAGGACAGUAAAGAAGAGGAAGAAAGCCACAGUGAAAGUCCAGAUACUGAGGAGGAAGAAUUGGAGGAUUUUUCGUUAGAUGAAGAUGACAGAAGUGGGGAGGUUAAUGAAUCUGAAAAGAAAGAGACAAUUGAGGAUGUGGAGACUGGGGUCUGCACCAAAGAGCUGAUACAGGGCCAUGUUCAGAGAGAGGAAGAUGAUGGGAGCAAACCUCUGGAUGGACAGCAGGAAAACAUUGACAAGGUUCAGCCAGCAGACUUGGAGGGUAUUGGAGAGACCAAGAAGGAUGACAGUGAAGAUGGAGCAUCUUCAACCAAGGAUGAUGAGUCUGCUAAGGUCAAAGAACAGCAGCUUUCAGAGGGUGAUCAGGGUUCCAGUGAGGAUAUGUCUGAUUUGACAGGUCACAAAGAAACUGAGAAAGAGGAGGCGGAAGAGGGGAGCAGAGAUGAACAAGUGGAUACUGUAGCAUCGGAUCUGUCAGGGACUGAAACUAAUGCUGGGGAAAGAGGAUCUGAUGUCACUGUGGGCACACAAGAUCAAAGUGUCAUUGUUGGGGUGGAAGUUGGUGAUGAGAUUCCAGCAACACAGGAAGAGAAUCCUGUAGCAUCUGAUCAGUCAGGCACUGCAGCUGAUGCUGUGGAAAGAGGAUCUGAUGUCACUGUGGGCACACAAGAUCAAAGUGUCAUUGUUGGUGUGGAAGUUGGUGAUGAGAUUCCAGCAACACAGGAAGAGAAUCCUGUAGCAUCUGAUCAGUCAGGCACUGCAACUGAUGCUGUGGAAAGAGGAUCUGAUGUCACUGUGGGCACACAAGAUCAAAGUGUCAUUGUUGGGGUGGACGAUGGUGAUGAGAUUCCAGCAACACAGGAAGAGAAUCCUGUAGCAUCUGAUCAGUCAGGCACUGCAACUGAUGCUGUGGAAAGAGGAUCUGAUGUCACUGUGGGCACACAAGAUCAAAGUGUCAUUGUUGGUGUGGAAGUUGGUGAUGAGAUUCCAGCAACACAGGAAGAGAAUCCUGUAGCAUCUGAUCAGUCAGGCACUGCAGCUGAUGCUGUGGAAAGAGGAUCUGAUGUCACUGUGGGCACACAAGAUCAAAGUGUCAUUGUUGGUGUGGAAGUUGGUGAUGAGAUUCCAGCAACACAGGAAGAGAACCAAUCUGACAAGACACGGGAAGAUGACGGUGAAGUAAAGAAACUCAAGCGCAGUGAUGAAGAUGAUAAAAAUGUUAUCAAAGAUAAAACAGCAUUGGAUCAGUUUAAUGAUGUGGCAAAAGAACCUUCUGAAGAAACCACUGAUGUCAAUUUUGCUGUCAAGAGUGAAGGAACUGAAGAGUCCAAAAAUGAAAUUCCAGUAAUGGAUGGAAAGGAAGAAUCCACAAGCGACAGAAAUUUGUCAGUUGAGAUAGAACAGCAAGAAGUCUCUGAUGCAGAUGCUACUUGCUCUAAAGAUCCUGCAAACUCAAAGGGAAGUCAAGAAUUAGAGGAAAGUGAGGUUUCAACUGAUAAGAAGGAUGUAACAGUUGAAACUAAGAAUCCAGAAGGUGAUGCAGAAAUGAGGGUCCUGCAAGAUACUGAACCAGGAGAGGCUGUUAAACCAGAAGGAGAAAAGUUAUCUUCAAAUGAAGCUGAUAGUCAAAAUGUGCCUGCAGGGGGCACUGUCUCCUCUCUGGUAGUUGGAGAGGGAAGUCCUGAUAGAAGUGAUGGAAAGGACAGUAUUUACUCCAUAAACCAGGAUUCUUCAAAGCCUGAGGACAAUGUUCCAAUGUCUUCUGAAGAAAACACAGAAGAGACAAAAGUUGAGAAGCAGGAUUGCUCUGAUGAUGGAAGUGGGGAGAGAAUUCAUGGUGAGGAGGGAUCUAAGGAACAGGCAGAAAGUAAACGAGAGGAACCUGAACAAGGACAGAAAGAUAAUGUUUUGAAAAGAUCUGAAUAUUCUGGCGAUUCUGAUGAUGAAGUCUUCAUAAAGGAAGAGGUUCCAAUGAAGUUACUUGAAGAAGAAAUGAAAGAUGUGGACAGUCCCAUGCCUUCAGCAUCUUCCUCUGAACUGAAAAGUGAGAGUCGUAUGAGGAGCGACGGCGAGCUGUCUGAAGAUGACUUGCUGAAUGACGCCUACAGUUUUGAUGACAUUGAUGAAGUCCUGGAAGAUCCCGAAGAUCCCGAAGAUCAAACUGUUUGUGAAGAUGGAAACAAGACUGAAUAUGGCACAACUGCAUCGAAGUCUCACGAAGCUGAAGUACAGAUUGUCAUUGACAAAGCAGAGGACAUGAAAGAGAGUGACCAGUCUGAAGGCAAGGGAGAAACUAUUAGUAUUGGAUCAUAUGCAAAAGCCUCCUCCAGUGAUUCCAUCUCAGUUGGGUCAGGAGACCUUGUGGUGUCUGAUGAUCCGGGCUCUACCAGCAGUGGGGCUGAGGGAGUGUCGGUCAUAUCAGCUCCACUCAGUCCAAAGGAAGGAAAGAAGGGCAAAAAGUUUGGAAAGUUUUUCAAGAGUAUCUUCAAAUAAGAGAUUGAGCUGGACUUAAUCUUACUGGUGCUCUUCCUGGUCUGUCUUUGCUCAAUAACUUGACUUGAAUUAAAAUACAUUUCUAAAAAGUGUUGUUUCAAUGCACUUGUUCGUCAAGUAAAAGGUGGAAAUUAGGUCGAUGCUGUUUUCAAUUUGUGUAGAAUGACUUUACAUUUUAUGGUGAAAUUCAAAAAAUUGUGUGGUUAAGGUCCAUUAAGUUUUCAUUCACUCAUAUCUUAGGGUUUCUUUAAGUUUUAGUUGUUGUUUUUCCAAUUCACAUAUAUAUCAGUAGCUUAAAGCAGGUAGAUGUGUUGGUUUAAAAAAGAUUGCAUUGUAUAUGUUUGAUUUCAAAGUUUGGUGCUCUUGAUAGUUGUCUAGUCACUUGUACUGUCUGAAAGGCAGAGUCCCUCCCUCUUCUUUGGCAUUCUAUGUGGGAAACAUGAAUCAAGUUGAAUACGCAGUGGCAAGCUCAGUUGUCUUUGGUUUGUGUUUAACACUGGAAAGGAAAGUCGUGUUUGCAUGUUGAUGUUCCUCAGUUCUGGCAAUGUGUGGAAUAAGAGCAUGGAUAGUUAGCCAUCCGUUUUGCACCCAAAUUAGCAUAGCAGGUUUGUGGUGAUGUCUGUUGUUAAUUAAGGUUGGGCUUUCAUAAACCUUCUUGUUUGUGAGGUUAACUUAACUAGCAUGUGUGAGAGGAGUGUUUCAAAGUUUCUAUUUGGACUGCAUGAUUAGAGUCAGAGGUUUUUGAUAAUGUUGGACUGUCACAGACAAUCUCAACUUGUGUUCAUCUGCCAUAAAGCAAAUGAGCUAAUGUCCAUUAGUCUAGAUUCAUAUUUGCUACCAUUUUAAUUGGUGUCUUAUCUGAUCCCCACAAGCGCUGAAUCGAUACUAGUGGAGGGACGAUACACCGAUGCAUCGGUGGAUUGCGAUAUUUCACUUCCUGGUACAAAUAUCGAUCACAGUUGCACCCUAAGUUAAAAGUAUCGAUUCUUACCUUAAAUGUAUUCUUUAAUAAAUGUUACACCAAACAAUAAUUAGUAGUGAAAAAGUAAAUAUCUUCAAUCAUUUCACCAUACUUGACACUACCAACUGUAAAUCAUCAGUGUGCCAGGUAUUGAAUAUCCUGUCUAUGAAAACUAUGGGUACUACAGAUACUAGCACAUACAAGUAUCGGGAUACGUAUCGGAUCACACAGUUGGUGUAUCGUCCCAGCCCUAAUCGAUACACAGAAGUCACAAGACAAAAUGUCUCAAUACCUUGUUCUGAAUGCACCAUUUGGAUAACAUUGUGUAUUUGUUUAGUGUAGCAAUGGAAACAAAACAUGAUUAUUUUUAAGAAAAGUAUGUAUCAAACUGUCAUGUUUAUUUAAGACAACACAAAAUACAUGUAGAGAUGUAAUAAUGAAAUUCACAUAUCAAAUCUGAAGUGAUCAGUACUAGUUUUUAAACUCAAUGGCUUGAGUAGCUCUUAAUAUUUUCAGUAAAUUUCAGUGUCAUUAUUUGGACUUUAAUUAGCUGUACUUUACUAGACAGAACAGAAUCUCACUAGGCUUGGGCUGCAGGGUAGUGGCCCAAGUCGCAGACUGUAAUGUGUGAGGUGACAGCUACAACUACACAAGUGUGUUAUGUAGAGUAUCACUGAGUUUGACAAAGCUCCAUAGAGUCCAUAUGUGUGAUGCCUGCAUUGGAUCAGUAAAUAAAGAUCUGUGAACAAACCUAGAUACACAAUUUGAAAAGGAUACAUUAAGUACUUACGCAGAGUGUUGUUAUGAUAUUGGAUUUUUUUACUUUUUUUAUGAGUGUUUGUGUGCAAACAACUAAAAAUCAGUUGGUAAUGGUGAUUUAUUUUGCAUAUUUUAUGCAAGUAAGCAGUUUAGGAGGAGCUCUGGUUUCGUGUGAUUGUUCACUGCCACAUUAGUGUUCGAACUUAAGUCGAUGGGUCUUUGUCAUCAACCUAAUGUCCACCGACUAUGGAGUUCCUGUAUUCAAAUACUAUAGGGGAAUAUGGGAAACCUAAAAGGCCCAAGGACCUGUUAACUUCGAACACUGAUUUAUCCUUCCUUUCUGCUUGAAUCUAUUCAAACUCUGGUGAUAUUAUGUUUGAUAUCCUUGUUUAUUUCUUGCAAUUGAGCUUCACUUUUCUUUCAACACACUGCACUUGAAUGAAAUGUCAAUCAUUACUUAUGAUAUAAUGUGAUCACGGGCUUGGUCCUCAAGAUGGGGUGUUGCCUAAGGCAAUUCACUGUGCAGAGUUGUGACCCUAAGGCAUGCCAGGAUCUUAUGAGCAUUAGUUUCCAUGCCCUGAUAAGGAUACACCCAUGGAUACUUUUCAGACCUGCAUCGCUCACCAACUUUCCUCCCACAUUAAUGAAACCCAGUGAUGUGACUGAAAUGUUGUUCAGUAUGGCAUUAUGGUCACUCCUUAUGACGAUAUUCCUGUUAUUGACCAUGUUUUUUCUGAUUGAUGCUAUACACAGUAGACAGAAGAUUUAUAGACCCUGUAAACAGUGUCUAGUAAUAGUCAAGGUGGACGUUUGUUUGUGAAACAAGGCCGCAUCAGCAUGAUCAGUAGGGAAAUAUUACGAGGCCAGUUUUCACUUGGACGGGUCUCUUUUCUGUUGUUUCCUGCCUGCAUAUUGUAUGAAUUUGAACGAUAAUGGAAGUGAAACUGACCCAGACUUCUGCUCGGGUAAUUCACUCUCAUAUCAGUCCUCAUGAGUGUGUCAUUGAACAACAACCAACAGACAUUCAUCAUAUUCGUUUCUUUUGAACAUGAGUAUAAUGUGAUCAAAUCGUGCAUUCAGUAGUUUAUCCAAUACAGUCCUGCCAUACUGGUACCUGAUAGCAUUGUAACUUAUGCCAAACUGCCAGCGUCAUAAAUUUUAAAUGACCUGUCCUGCUGUGUUGAUGUCUGUGGCAUGUUUGUGCAAUCCUACUUUGGUAUGUCAGUUUUUAACCACCAGUCCUGCCAUUCAGAACUUCAACAUCUUAGCCUACGUGUGACUGUCUUCGUGAUCUAGUAGAUAGGGUGUCUGCCUGGAGACUGCCUCCGUGAUCUAGUAGAUAGAGUGUCUGCCCGGAGACUGCCUCUGUGGUGUAGUUGAUGAGUGUCUGCCCAGAGACUGCCUCCAUGGUAUAGUUGAUGAGUGUCUGCCCGGAGAAUGCCUCCAUGGUGUAGUUGAUGAGUGUCUGCCCGGAGACUGCCACCAUGGUGUAGUUGAUGAGUGUCUGCCCGGAGACUGCCUCCGUGGUGUAGUUGAUGAGUGUCUGCCCGGAGACUGCCUCUGUGGUGUAGUUGAUGAGUGUCUGCCCGGACACUGCCUCCGUGGUGUAGUUGAUGAGUGUCUGCCCGGAGACUGCCUCUGUGGUGUAGUUGAUGAGUGUCUGCCUGGAGACUGCCUCUGUGGUGUAGUUGAUGAGUGUCUGCCCGGAGACUGCCUCCGUCAUCUCGAGUCUGCCCGCAUCUUGUUGGCUAGUUGGCAGUUGGCAGUAUAAAUCUGGCAGUAUAAAUCCCCUUCCCCCCCCCCCCCCCCCCUCUCUCUCUCUCUCUCUCUCCCUCUCUCUCUCUCUCUCGCUGUUGUGUUAAUUUGGUAAUCUUGAUCUUUUCAAUGCAUGCCGUCUUAGGUGUUCACCACUGUGAUAAUGCUGGAAUAUUGCUUAAAGCUCUCUACAGCUAUACUGAUUGAUUCAGUGAUUCCGAUAAGUUGCUUACAUUUAGCCAUCGUGUAUAUAUGAUAUACAGUUCCUCCCCGUGUUUGAGAAUUCUACUUUCUUGUAGCCUUUUGAUGAUGUUGAUAGUAGGGGGUGGGGUGUUUUAUUCGUUUCCUAGUAGUAGUAGUAGUAGUAGUAGUAGUAGUAGUAGUAGUAGUAGUAGUAGUAGUAUGGUAGUGUUUGAAGCAAAGGAGUGGUAUUGUUUCAUAGGCAUUUCAACUUCUUUAUUAUACUGUAUUAUAUUGUCAAGCAACAGUAUGAGGAUCUAUACUGAAACGUCACUAUUAAUUAAGAAGUUCUUAUCCAUAAAUGUUUAAUUUACUUUGCCAAUCUUGCAGUAGUAUUUGAAGCAGUGGAGUAGUACUUGAAGCAGUGGAGUAGUAUUUGAAGCAGUGGAGUAGUACUUGAAGCAGUUGUGGAGAUCAGUAUUCAUCUGCUAUUUGAUGUCUGUACAUAUUUACGGAGUACUAUUUUUGUAUUUACUAGUUAUGAUUGUUUGCAUGGCAGCGGUAUGUUCAUUUGAACAAGUCAUACACAAAAGCUUGAACUUAGUAUAAUAGUAACAAAACAGAAAAUGAUCUAGUUUUAUCUGCACAGGAUAGGUCUGGGGAUUUUGUCACUGAAAUCCUUUAUUAACCUGUAGAUGUCAUCUUGGAUAUUGGUCAUAUCAAGAUUUAGUGUAUUUUUUCAUAUAGUAAUUUUAAUGUGAUUAUGCAUAAUUCAAUCUUUAGGGUUAGGAAAAAACUGAUUGAAAUGUGAAUAUGCAUAAUUCAAUCUUUAGGGUUAGGAAAAAACUGAUUGAAUUGAAUCAGUAAAUUUGUCUGUGUACCUUGUUUGUGGAUCUGUGAGGAUCCCGUCACAGUUUUGUUUAGGUGAUAACUCUGUGAAUUAGGGGAUUGCAAAUAUAACUAUUAGCCAUAUCCCCUGUAACCAUCUUCUUGAUUGAGAAACAUUCCUGUAGACAUUUAAGUGUGCUCUUGACCAAACACAGGCACGUGAUUCUGUCACAAGGGGCAAUAUUUUAACAAGGGACACUAUUCUAACUCUAUUUGCUCAGACUCUUUCAUAACAAAGUGGCCCAGUCGUCUAAGGCGGUGCAAUUCGCUGUGCAGAGUUGCGUCCCUUGGGCACGCCAGAAACCUAUGAUUGUGGGUUCGAAUCCCGGUUCGCCCCGAUUGUGUUUCUAGGUUUGUCAGCACCAUACCUGUGCUCGUGGGUUUCUCCGAUGUGGUAAACGUCGGAGACCUGCAUCACUUCAGGCUUUCCUCCAACAUUAAGCUGACGCGCCGUGAUAUAACUGGAAUAAUGUUAGAAGCGGCGUUAAACCCAGCUCACUCACUCACUCACUCUUCUUGAUUGAGAAACGUUCCAGUAGACAUUUAAGUGUGCUCUUGACCAAACACAGGCACAUGAUUCUGUCUCAAGGGGCAAUAUUUGUCCUAUUUAACUGUUUGCUCAGACUCUAUUAUAACAAAUCAGUCAGUUGAUGAUAGAAUUGUCUUUCAUUCCUGUUAUGCAAAACAUUCCUAGAGUGAGAGUCCGAGCUCCAUCCAGUGGAUACUUCUCAACUCUUAGUUUAUUCUGCUAUUACAUAUCUCCUUAUUCCUUAUAGAUUGUAUUUUUAUUAAUACUGAAAAUGUAUGGCAACUAUUUCUUAUGAUUCUGUGUUUAAGAAGUUUAAAUCAAAAUUAACUGAAACGAAUGUGAUAAUCAUAUUUUUUAAUUGGAAAUAUCAAAGUCAGCAUAUUUGCCAGUCCAGAGAAGACUUUGUUGUAAAUAAGCCACUUUUGUUUCUAUAUCGCCAUGAUUGGGCUAAAGAUCUUAACGGAGGUAAUUCGUUGUUACCAGAUCUUUUGAAAAAUCUAUUUUAUCAUCUCAUAUUAUACAUAAUAUAUAUUUACACCCAUUUAGAUAGCCAGUCUCUACAUAACCUAAUAAAACUGCACUAAUAUAUCAAACAUGUUUUGACAUUUUACAAACUAUUUAGCAUAUAUAUCAAGUUAUUUAUUCUAUGAUAUGCAGGUGUGAUUAUCAUUGUCUUGCAUAUUAUUACCAAGCUUGAUGCUUUGAUGCUGUGAUAUUUCUGCUCUAUGCUUAAUAAUGCUGAUCUGUACACUGUAGUCCUGUAUACUACUGGUAACUGUGGAAGCAGCAUGCCAGACUUCCUGUAUUUCUCAUAUGCAUAAAUGUAGGGCUGGUUGUCGAUAUAGAUCUUAGAGAUCAAUAAUUGCUAACUAAAUAUCGAUCAGUUUUCGAUAAGUAUUGAAGAAGGAACUUUAAGCAAAUAUGCAAGAAAGUCCUGAAAGAAGUCAACAGAUUUCACGCCACUUGUGACUAGUGACACAUGUAGUAUGGAUUACUUUGUGGACAUGAGAUAUAACAAAAACAGUUGCUUUCCGUCCUCGGCAAUUGACAUUAUUGACAAUGACAAAUCUGUUUUGGUAAAUCUAAACUUUACUUUGUUCAAUAGUUGAUGUGAGUUGUUAUUAAUGACAACAGUUUCAUGUCGAUUAUCGUUAAUAUUUCUUCCCAUCGAUGAUAAUUCCAAUUAUCAAUCUUUUCAGCCAGCCCUACAUUACUGUAUAAGGUGCCCUGGUUCGGGUUGCACACAGCAGCCUUAGCGCUAAGACCAUCGUAACUCCCUUACUUACCCACGGACUUACAAGUAGUCUUAGUGUUGAGAUUGCCUGUAGCGUUAGAAAUUGGCACUAGUACUGUAGUCCUUGCCAACUGCCCAAUAGUUAAGGUAUCAUUAGGACUGUGGGAAACUUGCCAUUUUUAAAGGUUUUGUUGUAUGUUAUCAUGAUAAGGACUCGUGGACUAAAAAUGUUAGUUUUUGCAGCUGCUUUGUGCAAGGGGGCCCAGGGUUCAUAAAUGGUUCCAUGGAUAGGAGCUUAAUUUUGUAGGGUUUCAGAUUGUUUUAGUUUAAGUGUUGGAAUAUUUUAUUUUAUUAACUUAAUCCAUGCUAGAUGUAAAGAAAGUCUCUUACUAAGGACUUUUAAAUGUUUUCAGAACAUUGACUCUGAUGGAGUAGAUUUAUUGGAGCAGGGAGCCCUAUAUGUUAGCUAUUGUACAUAACAAACAGAUAAUCAUAGAGGUCCAAUCAGUCUUAGAGAUAACCAAGGGUCCUGUAGGUAGUUGGUUAUAGUUCUGUACAGUAGCAUUGUUUACAUUCCACCGAUGAGUUGGGUCUGCUGUCGUCAGUAUAGGUUUUCUCCAACACUUAGUAACAUGAAGAAAGUGCACUGUUUUAUUAUUUGAUGCACACUGAUUUUCAAAUGAGCCCAAGUUUGUAAUUGUCUUACCAACCAUGUUUGGUGACUUUUUAUAUUCAUUUUCUUUGGAUCAUUUAUUUGAUAUUUUUUAUUGCUUUGUUUGAACUCCUCUUGUGUGUGUGUCAAAUUGUGGUUCAAGUCUUCUGACUUAACAAACAGGCUAUUAAAUAUUGUCAAGGACACAGUGCCCAACCCAGGCCCGCGAUUACGCUAUUCACGCUAAAAAAAUCAAAUCGCCCCUCAUAAAAGAAUCAAAGCGCGAUCUGUCGCGCACAGUAAUUUCUUGUACAGUCACUUACUUUAUCAGCUGUUUAUCCCUACCUCUAGAUUCAAUACUCACUAAAUCUUUAAUCAAUUAACGAAGAAAGACAGUUCACAGCAAACAUUGUAAACAACUGUCGAAGACCGAUUGAUAACAACCGGAAGUUUGAACACGAGUGACAUCCCUUGGGUUGCUGUAUAAAUUAUCGAUAGGAUUGGCAAAGGAAACGAAAUUUGAUUUACUUUAGUAGAAAACGUAUCAAAACUUUGAUCAAAAUUAUGUUGUAUUUUGUUGUUUAGUAAUCAAAAACCUUUGACAAGAUGUUUAAAGACAAUAAAUAUUCUAUCUUGAAUAGUUCUGAAAAUAUUUUUGAGCAUUUUAGUUCGUUUUAGUUUCGUUUCUGAAAUCACACUAUAUGAAUCGCCGACUGUCAUAGCAGACGAUCUUUUGAAUAGUGAAUGACCAUGUCGUGCAAAAACAAAAGAAUUACAGACUUUUUUAAUCAAAAUAGAAAAAAGCACAAAGUAUUGUUAUUCAUUUCAGUUCUUUAUUCUGAUCUGUUACACUUUUAUAUGAUGAUGUUCCAGUACAUAAUACAAAAUAAGACAUUUUUUAAGAAAGCAAUUAUCCCCCCUACUUUUUCAAAAUCCCCCCUAUUUUCUACAUGAUGGGGGGACAAGUCCCCCCUUGAUUUUUAAUUCUGGGUUGGACACUGAGUACCUCCAUCACAGAGCUGUGAAGAUAUCUAUUUAUGUCAUAUGACAAAUCAAUCAAAUUAUUCAGCAAUGCAUAAUCAAAGAAGGAUAUACAUUAUCUAACAUUAUCACAUAUAUAAAGAUGAUCGGUUUCAUAAGUUACUAUGAUGACUAAGUAUUACUGCUAUUAAUUACAUGAUAAUCCCAGAAAUGCUAUAUACUACCCAAUACUAUUAUGUGUUAUAAGUGCUAUGUAUUAUCUACAUAAUCCUGACACACAAUCAGCAUAAAUGUGGUCUUGCCAAGUACGUUACAACGCAGUGGUAUAACUCCAUGAGUCCGAGCCUCAUUAUGUAAUAAGAGGCAAAAUGUCGAAACAUUCCAUAAACACAAGGAGUCGAAAUAUGAGCCACUCGCCAUUGCCUAUAGCUAAAUGACCCAUGAUAAAGAAAUUCCUUGGCCGAGUGGACUGGUUUUGUUAUUGCACUCACCUGUAUGUUAUUACAUGGGCAAGUUCUAAAUAAAUUGUUAGCUUGAAGCACAGAUUCAAGAUGCAGUUUUCUUGCCGUCCUGAUAGAGUAUUGCCGUUCUGAAGUACUUGAUUCCAUGCACACACUGUGUAGAGCCAGCCUUGCUCUUCCAGUGUAACACUGAGAUCCUCAAAUGGUAUAAAAGAGUGAUUCAGACAGGUUGAAAUGUUUCACCUAACAUUUAAGAUAAUCGUGUAGACAAAUAUUAGCACUCCUGGGUUUCUAUCGGUGUUGUUAUGGCUGCUGAUGUUGAUGUACGCCAUAUCAUGUUCCCACAUAGGCCUACAAGGAUAUGCUACUUUUCUGGUCACAAUCGUCAUGGUUACUCUUUGGUAGGUUUCUCUUUGCCAGCUUUUUGUGAAUGUUUACUGAAGUUUAUAGCAUACCUGAAGCCAAAUGAUGCAUGUACGUGGUGGUUUCUUCUUCCCAGGGUUCCAUAGGAACAUAAGUCUGAGAGUUAAGAGACUUGUAAACUCCAGGAAGGAUUUGUGUCAUUUCCUUGUCGACUUCCAUUUUCACCAUUACGUAGAUGCAACAGGUGAUCUUUGAUGACUAGAGAAAUAAGCAUUAAUUCCUAACCCUGGUUCCAUGUGUGAUAGUCUACUGCUUGGGUCACCUGUUAUGUACGGUCAUAUCAGUUCUCUGGUCUUUAUAUCAGAUGAAUAUGUAAUCCGUCUUGUCCAUAUUUAUUAUUUUGUUUUGGCGCCAGAAUAUACAUGAUAUACCUAAAAGGGCAACAAUAUUCUCUUGAGAUAUUACGGAGCUGUUCUGUUGAACAAGGUUUGGGGUUUAUCAUAUAAAUCCUCAGCUAUUGUUUCAGUUGAUAAAAUAAGAUUAUUUUUUCUUUCGUCUUUUCGAGUGUUUUAUGUCAGUUGAAUUUCUGGGUUUUAGUUUAUUUAGGUAUUGGAGGCUCAUGAAAACAUUGAGGUUGAAUUGAUGCCCUUUUAGGGUUUCCAUGGUGAUGGAGUUAUGAGGUGAAAUGUUGUGAGAUCACUUUCUGACCACAGGCUUAAAUCCAGUUAAUGUGAUAUGAUGUAAGUAAUCUGUAGAUAGAGCCAUGCCCAUGCGGUGAGGGACAAAUGUCUCAAGGCACAUAGCUAGGAGGGGGCUGGGAGUCACUCAGCUAGAAAAAAGGUGUGGGGUCUGGAGAUACAUAGCUAGAAGGCAGGGCAGGGGUCUGGGAAAAAGGGGAGUGUGUGUUGGGGACAUAGC